AUGUGCUACGGAAUCAUGUCAUAUUCAUGCUCCCACAGCAUCAAGAAACGCUUCACCUGCCGGGAAGUCCCCAAAGACGCGCCCUGGAGCUGCCACGCCGUCAUGACAACCCUCUGCGGCGCCCGCCCCGGCGAGCAAUGCGACCAGAUCCGCGCAGACAAGCACUUCAACGUCCCCCACAGCUGUCCCGACUGCCAGGCCGCCGACGAGUCCGGCGCUCUCCCGCACAGCCGUACCACCCAUAACCGCUUCAAAUCACAGCUGGGGCCCGACGGUCUGCGUGCCUCGCGCCUGCGCAAGGAGGCGGCGGACAAGAAAAAGGAGGCGGAGCGCGCCGCGUACCGGGACGAUCGCAUCGCCGGGCAAAUCGCCCGCCGGAACGCUACCGCUUACCUUGACCACCCGCCCAUGCAGAUGCCGUCUGUCAUCAGUGUUCCGCUGGGUAACCGGGCAAUGAGCCAGGAACCGUCCUAUGGUGUACUUCGGCCGGGCGCCCUCAGCCCUUUGCAAGUCAUGCCGCCGGCUGCAGACGAUGAGUAUGACCCCGAUGAUGAAUCCGUGAGCGUGAGACGACCCGACGUGGAUCGGUAUGGGUAUGGCCAGUACCGACGGGACGAGCAACAACAGAGCAAACAUGGCAUCGACCCGCAUGGAAGCUACAAAUCUAGGUACGCAUCGAGAGACUUGACGCCGAGCAGACCGGCUCCCCCGAGACCAAACAGGGCAAGACCUGACCCCCUGAGACUGCCCCCUCGUUCUCGUUCUUCGGAUGACUAUGUACCAUCGAUUCCAAUGUCGCCAAUGUCGCCGCUUGACGACGAGCCGAUUCGGCCUCGCCGUGGUCGGCGGGGCUAG
Messenger RNA from Colletotrichum siamense, 855 nucleotides. RefSeq lists its product as uncharacterized. The record is from RefSeq and is a predicted model, not a curated record. The transcript has a single exon. Bases 1 to 855 code for a protein of 284 amino acids. Lineage: Eukaryota; Fungi; Ascomycota; Sordariomycetes; Glomerellales; Glomerellaceae.